AUGGAGUUUGAAGAUAUUGUCGACAUGGAUUGGAUGAACUCUCACACCACCACCGAUGAUGAGUCCUUGACUCCCAUUAAAAGCGAAACACUUGAAUUCUCUUCUGACUACUACAAUUACGGAUACAUGGACCCACCGUUCCUUCAAGAGGAAUUUCUACUCGAUCCAUUGUCUGCACCGCCAUCUGCUUCCAUUGAACCAGAUGCUGCCUUGGAUCAUCCUUCUACCCCAUCUGCGCCACUUUCAUCCUCCAAAUCCGAAUUCACCAUGCCUACCACCGAACAGAUUAAACAACUCAUUGAACUGGCCAAACGCCAGUUAGCUUUACGCGAACAAUUCAUGAAGGCCCAACCCGCCAUCACCCCUGAAGAAUCUAAACCCACCGAAGAAAAACCCCAACAACUCAUCCUGCCUCCUCCAUCCACUGAACCCGAAUCCUGUUCAGAAAAGGCAGGCUUGCCACCGUUGACUGCGCCACUGUCAAUUUUCGGCGAAAUGAAUGACGACGACUUGCCGCAAACCAUUGCGCCCGAGUCCCUUAUCAUACCUAAAGAAGAGAAAAGACGCCAAUCUGUGUCUUCCGCGCAUGAUGAUAAUUUGUCUCUCGAACGGUGGGCUGAAUCCGAUGGCAUCGAUCUCAAAAAAUUGACCCCCAAAGAAAGACGACAAUUACGAAACAAAAUUAGCGCAAGGAAUUUCCGCGUGCGAAGGAAAGAAUAUAUUACCACAUUAGAAGCCCAAGUAGACGCUCAUAAAAGAAAUGCGGAUACGUUGCAGAUGCGGUUAGGCAAAAUGGAGGAAGAGAACAAACAACUUCGUUCAGAGGUUGACACGCUCCGACGACAGAAUCAGUUGCUUCUGCAGCAGCAGCAACAACAACAACAAAUCACACCUGCCUCUUCCGAACUCACCCGUGCACCUUCCUCUCCUCGUAUCACUUCCCCUCUACCAAAACCGAAAAACAAAGAUAUCAGCAUGCUUGGCAACAAGGCAAGCGAAACAUAUCGUCAAGACAAUUGUAUCCUCGUAUCCAAUGCUGUCAUGCCCGUUUGGGAUCUCGAUCGUAUCCUGGAACGUCCCGCCGCCACAAUGAAAUCGUCCGCCGUGGCACAUGCACCGGUCGAUCCCUAUCUGCUUGAAAUUGGCGGUUACUUUAUUUUAUCACUUCUCCAUUUAGCUCACGCCACCGCUUUGUCCUCAUUUCCUUCCAAGGUUCCCUCUUCAUCGCCAUCGGUUGACGCCGUUGAUCAAGACGACGAUGCGCCCCUCAUGCCAGACGAUCGCGAUUUUACCAGCCGAUCAGAUUUGAAGAAGAAUGGCGACGAUUUCAAUCCAGGUUACAUGGAAUAUCUGUACGAUACAUUACUUAUGGCAGCCUUGGCUACCAACGUCACCACCCGAUCUUUUUGUUGGUGGGAUACUGCUAGUUAUCAAGGUGUCUGGUAA
This is a messenger RNA of Radiomyces spectabilis, 1446 nucleotides long. RefSeq lists its product as uncharacterized. NCBI's taxonomy places the organism in Eukaryota, Fungi, Mucoromycota, Mucoromycetes, Mucorales, Radiomycetaceae. Gene Ontology annotation, cellular component: RNA polymerase II transcription regulator complex. The coding region runs from base 1 to 1446 and encodes 481 amino acids. The record is from RefSeq and is a predicted model, not a curated record. The transcript has 2 exons. Gene Ontology annotation, molecular function: transcription cis-regulatory region binding; DNA-binding transcription activator activity, RNA polymerase II-specific.